Messenger RNA from Chara braunii, 2798 nucleotides. The record is from the annotation of a GenBank genome assembly. Lineage: Eukaryota; Viridiplantae; Streptophyta; Charophyceae; Charales; Characeae.
CGUUGUUGCGUCUUUCUUCGAGCGGUUUCUUCCGGUCUGAUAAUCAAGCCACUUUACCGAGCCCGUGUGGGCGCGGGCGCGCGCGACUCGGACGAAGAGGAUGGCUGAGCAUCCAUGGCCAGUGUUAGAUUAUCUAUGGCACGCUCAUUGUGCCCGUUCGACUGGCAGCCAAAGCUUUCGCAUGGCCUCCCUCUCUCGCUGUUUCCUACUCCAAUCCCUUGCUAGUGUUCUGCUGCUUGCCACRAUUUCUAAGCGGGUAAAUGGCGCCGCUGUCGAGCGACCGGUCCUCGGCCAAUGGUCUUCGGCUGCCAAUGCUGCAGAGCCGGGAGACAGCCGAGCACGUCUCCUCGCCCAGCAGGUCAKGCGCAGUAUGGCGAUGGUGUCCACCGCGCCGCCUUCCUCGCCACCAGUGUUUGAGCCGGAAGGGAGCAUGACGCUUCUGCAGCCCCAGCUCUUCGUCACAGGCAACCAGAGCGUAGUGCCUCCCAUUGUCGUUCAUACCCCUUCUCCAGACUUUCAGCCGACGGCGUCUGGGUGGGCGUGCAGAUCUAUCAUUCGCGACUUAACGUUUCAUCCUAGCGAUGAUACCCAGAUGUACUUCAUUCUUGACGAGGUCUGUAUAAGUACAAAAGAAGAUGAAGUUCUAAGUCGGCGGUUUUCGAUCCGAAAAGCCGAUCUUGCGCGGGCGCGCCAAGGUUUCAAAAAUAGCUCCGUACUCAGCUAUUGGUGGCGCUAUGGCGCAGGGAACGGGCUGAGUGAAACAUCUGACUUUGUGUGGAGGAAGAAUGUCAAUGACAACAUAUCAAUGGCGCUGGUGUUUGGUCUCGACGUGAACAGAGAAGGAGACCAGCUGGUCACAGUGGCAACUCCGGGUAGUGGGACUCAGUCGAGUGUCGUCUGGCUAUCCACGGCGGCUGGCAAUCGAACGAGCGUGGCCAUAAAUGCGGACAUCGUAUGGAGCGUGGCAUUCAAUCCGAACAAGACGGAACUGUUCAUCUCGGACAUCGCCCGACCCGUUCGGAUUUUGUCGAUGGCGGUCGCAGAGUCCGGGAGACUGGACGCCGGCCUGAAAUUGAACGAAGUCUGUAAUUUCUCCACCGGYGAUCCCAACAUUUCAUUCGUUGGAUUCGACUCAAGUAGCUUUCUGCCGGACGAGAGCUGCCUUUAUUUCGCCGAUUGGGGUUAUAACCGGGUUUGGGCAAUUUAUCCUCGCUCUCCCUCCCCGACGGCCACUCUUGUGGCCGGCUCGGGCCAGAGCGGGUCCGUCGAUGGCGAUGGUCCCAAAUCUCAGUUCGAUAUCGCGGCGAACGCAGUAGCGACACCGGACGGAUGUAACGUCUUCGUUACCGAGCWGGGGAGCGGUUUACUUCGGUGGCUGAAGCUGGACGCGCCCUGCAGCUCGGCGACCAGUGUACAGCCGGUCGCCAGGUACAGUGCCGGCGGGUUGUGGGGAUUGGCGCUUCGGCAGUCCGGCAGCGAACUAAGUCUGUACGUCGGAGCAAACGAUGGGUCCGUGUUCGAGCUGAGAAUCAGCAAUUCGCAGCUUCACUCUUGCGCGCCUCCUCCCCCUUCUGGCCCGUCGCCUUCACGAUCUUCGCCGCUUCCCCCCAGCUCCCGAGGAACUAAUUUAGGUCUUGCGGUCGGGCUGCCCGUGUCGAUCUCAGUCUUCCUGGCGCUUGCCACGUGCCUUAGUGUCCUUGUGUACAGAGCGCGCCGGAAUGGAGGGAAACAGGGGCAGGCUAAACCUGGGCCAAAUACAACAGGGAGCAGAACCGUCGAGAUUGGACGGAGCAGCAACUUCACAACGGAGGGGUGUGGGCGCCACGAGAGCGGGGGAGGAGGUGGGGGACUUCACCCCUUGCAAGUCAGACGAUUCUCGCUGGCAGCUCUGCAGCAUUGCACAGAAAAUUUCAGUAAGAACUACCGUAUCGGGGACAGUGGAGCGUUCGGAGAUGUGUACUGGGGCUCGAUGGACGAUCAGGAUUUGGCCAUCAAGGUGAUGACGGGGGAUCUGACGGAGGGGAAGAGAAGCAUGUUCCUGGCAGAAGUGAACACGUUGAGCAGACUCCAUCAUGCCAAUCUUAUCGGACUGGUGGGAUUCUGUGACGAGGGGAGUCGGUCGAUCUUGGUGUACCCCAACAGCGCAAGGAUUAACAACAAUCACGGCAGAAAUACCGUCACAAACAACAGAGGCAGUACCAAUGGAAGUGCUGGAGUUGGGAGUGGCCAAGAUGACAACAUCGACGGAGGCGAAGAUGACACAUCGACAACGAUGAUGACAAUAACAACAGCAACAGUGACACAUCGACAACGAUGAUGACAAUAACAACAGCAACAGUGACACCGACAACAGCGACAACAACGCUAACCACUGAAAACUCCAUCACAACUGACGGGGGAAAAGGAGUGGGCAACCAUGAAUCUUUGAGGAGAAAGGGCGUCGCCGCACGGGACACGAAAUGAAAAACGAAACGAGUGCAUCUUCCUGCAGAAAAUGGCCAGGUUCAUCGGUUUGCUAUAAAUAGUAACGAGUGUAUUUUGCCACCUUUCCUWGGCAGAUGCACUCGUUUCGUUUUCGUUUCGUGUGCCGUGCGGCGAGACCCAAAGUCUCGCCGUUUCCCAGACUGGCAAUACGAUCUACUAGUACUAUAAUUACCGAUUACAGCAACGAUGAUUAUCCAGAAUGAGAGCAUACUCACACUGGCACAAUCUUAAUUGUAUCUGACCAUAAUUACGGCCCGAUUUGGAGGUACCUGACAGCAAUUACGUUCCCAAAUAAGUAAAGAAGUCCUAGUGUG